AAGAACUCAUGGCGGCUGUGUUGUGUCUCACAAAGGAAACAUUUCAACUCGUGCAGCAACAACGAGUUCAGUUCAGGCUUUGAGGGAGUUUAUCAAGCAGCGACUAACUGCUGCUGCUGGAGAAAUCUUCACCGUGUUUCAACAAACUGCGGUUCCGUUCGAGGAGGAGAUUUAUCGACAGCAAAGACUUCUGGAAAUCAAGUGGAAACAUCAAGUCAAGUUACACAGAAAAGAGAGUCCACAGCAACACAUUGGUAACCAGAAGACGAGCUCCAGUCUGGAGCAGGAGGAACAUGAAGCUCCACACAUUAAAGAGGAGGAUGUUGUUGAGGUGACUGUUACUGAUGGUGAAGGAGACAAUUCUCACCACUCUGUGAGAGACUGGACCACCCAGAGACUAGCUGCUGCUGCUGAGGAGAUAUUCACUCUGUUUCAACAAGCUGUGGUUCAGUACGAGGAGGAGAUUGGUCGCCAACGCAGAAUGCUGGAAAUCAACUGGAAUCCUCAAAUCAAGUUAACCAGAACAGAGCUCCCACAGCACCAUGACCAUAGCGAGGAGCAGCUCUUUAAACAGGAAACAAACAACUGUGGAGGUCAGGAAGAACUAGAACCUCCUCAGAUCAAAGGCGAACCAGAAGAAACAGGACUUCUACAGUUUAAAGAGGAACAGGUAGAACCAGAACCCCCUCAGAUCAAAGAGGAACCACAAGAAACGGGACUUCUCCAGUUUAAAGGGGAACAGGAGGAACCAGAACCUUCACAGAUCAAAGAGGAACCAGAAGAACCAGGACUUCUCCAGUUUAAAGAGGAACAGGAGGAACCAGAACCUCCACAGAUUGAGAAGAACAAGGAACUCAGUAUCAGCCAGGAGGGAGAGCAGCUCACACUGAAGUUACCAAGUAGAUUAAAUUUGGUUCAGGAGCAAAGUGACCUGAGUGAACCAGAAGAAGUUCCAGACAAUCAGCAGAUCCUCCCUCAGGACUCUAAAGUCCAUGAUGUGAAAAAUUACACGGGUGAGAAGCCGUAUUCUUGUGAAACAUGUGGGAGAAGUUUCAGUCGACAGAGUAAUUUGUUGAUCCACAAGAGAACUCACACAGGUGAAAAGCCGUAUUCUUGUGGAACAUGUGCCAAAAGUUUCAGUGUACUUUGUUCGUUGAGACGCCACAUGAAAUCUCACAAAUAGGUGAAGUCAUGAAAGACUCUGUGGAAGAUCUCAUUCAGGAAGCCCAGCUUGAACACAGAAACACAAGGUAUCAUCCAGUUUGCUGGAAACAUUCCUGAUUUGAACAGUUGAGACUGUGCAUCAAUAAUUUUUUUUGUAACACAAUUAUUUUUGCUUUUUGAUUUGUUAAAAAAAAAAAAAUGUAGCAUGAACAUUUUACAUGAGUAGAUGUGAACUUUGAUGAAAUAGAA
Molecule: messenger RNA, 1413 nt
Organism: Salarias fasciatus (jewelled blenny)
Lineage: Eukaryota; Metazoa; Chordata; Actinopteri; Blenniiformes; Blenniidae
Product: zinc finger protein 774-like
Exons: 4
Coding region: 482-1183 (233 amino acids)
Biological process (GO): embryo development; regulation of transcription by RNA polymerase II
Cellular component (GO): nucleus
Molecular function (GO): RNA polymerase II transcription regulatory region sequence-specific DNA binding; DNA-binding transcription factor activity, RNA polymerase II-specific
Source: RefSeq, a predicted model, not a curated record